Messenger RNA from Ricinus communis (castor bean), 1749 nucleotides. Its product is annotated as carboxypeptidase SOL1. The record is from RefSeq and is a predicted model, not a curated record. Gene Ontology annotation, molecular function: zinc ion binding; metallocarboxypeptidase activity. The transcript has 15 exons. Gene Ontology annotation, biological process: proteolysis. NCBI's taxonomy places the organism in Eukaryota, Viridiplantae, Streptophyta, Magnoliopsida, Malpighiales, Euphorbiaceae. Bases 201 to 1673 code for a protein of 490 amino acids.
UUUCCCUUUUCUUUCUUUUAAUUCGAUGUUCAGGUGGAAAGAAAAGAAAAGAAAAAAACCCAAAAAUAAACGGUCAAACAAAACAUGAACGAAAAAUUGAUUAACUUCGAAACCAAUCAAAAGCACAAAAUAACAUGUAAUGGUCACCUGAAAUAACAACAAAACCUCAAUUACUUUUAUUAAUUACAAAUAAAAAGAAAAUGAAAGUUUCAUUAUUGUCACUGCUCUUUUUUUCUCUCACUUUCUCCUCUUUGAUUUCUUUCUCCAAUUCUAGAGGCGGAGAACCGACCUCUCUUUCUUCAUCAGGUAUUAACAAUGGUAGUAGCAGUUACGUGGUUUCUUCCAGACGGUUUCUAGUUGAGCGUAAUCAAUCUCAAAUAAGUGUUGAUAAGGCUAGUGGAUAUAUGACUAACUCUGAUCUUGAAAAGGCAGUGAAGGAAUUUGGGAAGAGAUGCAGUAAUAUUUCUAGGAUUUAUAGUAUUGGAUAUAGUGUAAAUGGAGUUCCACUGUGGGUCAUAGAGAUCUCUGAUAAGCCUGGGGAAGAAGAGCCUGAACCUGCAUUUAAGUAUAUUGGUAAUGUGCAUGGAGAUGAACCUGUAGGUCGUGAGAUGUUGAUACGACUUGCUAAUUGGAUAUGCGAUAAUUACAUGAAGGAUCCCUUGGCCAGGUUGAUAGUAGAAAAUGCUCACCUUCAUAUUCUUCCGUCAAUGAAUCCUGAUGGAUUUUCAAUGAGGAGGCGUGGCAAUGCAAACAAUAUCGAUUUAAAUCGAGAUUUUCCUGACCAGUUCUUUCCUAUGAAUAGCGACAUGUACACACGUCAACCAGAAACAAGAGCAAUUAUUAAUUGGUUGAGAGAGAUACAUUUCACAGCAUCUGCCAGUUUGCAUGGGGGUGCACUUGUUGCAAAUUAUCCAUGGGAUGGUACGGAGGAUAAAAGGAAAUAUUACUAUUCAUGUCCUGAUGAUGAUACAUUCCAGUUCUUGGCAAGUAUAUAUAGCCGUUCUCACCACAACAUGUCUUUGAGCAAAGAAUUUCCUGGAGGAAUUACAAAUGGAGCAUCUUGGUACCCAAUAUACGGUGGAAUGCAAGACUGGAACUAUAUAUAUGCUGGCUGUUUUGAAUUGACCUUGGAGAUUAGUGACAACAAAUGGCCUAAUGCCGAUGAGCUUCCUAUACUUUGGGAAUACAACAAGAUGAGUUUAUUAAACCUCGCAGCUAGCCUUGUGAAGACAGGAAUACAUGGAAGGAUCUUUUCAUCUGAUAGAGGGAGGCCACUACCGGGUUCCAUCAUAAUCAAGGGAAUAAAUUACACGGUUACAGCUAGCAGAGGGUUAGCUGAUUACCAUCGCCUGCUUACCCCUGGAGAAAGAUAUGAAGUUGUGGCCUCUAUGCCUGGGUACAAAUCAAAGACCACAUGCAUCUUGUUAGGAGAAGCAGCCAUGACUGUGGACUUCAUUCUUGAACCGGAAUUCACGACUGAGGGGGCUGUAAGAAGUAUAUAUGAAUGGAACUGCGAGGGGAAGACCGGGCUCGGAGGUUUUUGGGGUUUCCACUUGGAAAUUUAUAUUAUUUUGAUUGUCAUCUUAGCAUUCUUUUGCUUUAUACUGAUGAGGAGAAUGAAAUUCAACCUUUUAAGCCAUAGACAGUUGCCAAAGAAGUCAAUUCAGGUAUGAGGCAUUCACUGUAACUUGUAUGAACCUAAUUGUAUACUUCAGGUUAAUACUCUAUACCACCUUUCUGUUAUUUGCU